This is a messenger RNA of Mangifera indica (mango), 671 nucleotides long. RefSeq names its product glycine-rich RNA-binding protein 2, mitochondrial-like. Gene Ontology annotation, molecular function: RNA binding. NCBI's taxonomy places the organism in Eukaryota, Viridiplantae, Streptophyta, Magnoliopsida, Sapindales, Anacardiaceae. The transcript has 5 exons. The record is from RefSeq and is a predicted model, not a curated record. Bases 153 to 557 code for a protein of 134 amino acids.
AAGAUUUUUUUGGAGAGAAAUUUUUGACUGACAGCAGUAUAAAAGGCCUUAAACCCUAGCCGCUUUCAAAUAUUUCUCAACGCUUGUCUCCUAAGCCCCUCUUUUCCAUUUCUCCUUCUUGGCAAGAGGUAUACUCUUCUUUUCAUUUUAAGAUGGCUUUCAGUAGCAGAGUUGGUAUGAUUGUCAGGCAAAACGGGCAAGCUUCAUUGCCGUCUAUGCUCAACUCUAUCCGCUGCCUGUCAUCAUCUAAGCUUUUUAUUGGAGGACUUUCCUGGGGGACAGAUGACAGGUCACUUAAGGAAGCUUUUUCCAGCUUCGGUGAAGUGGUUGAAGCAAGAGUUAUAACUGACAGAGACACUGGGAGAUCAAGAGGAUUUGGGUUUGUUAACUUCGCCAGUGAUGACUCUGCCAGCUCGGCACUUUCAGCUAUGGAUGGUCAGGAGCUGAAUGGGAGAAACAUUCGCGUAAGUUAUGCCAAUGAGAGACCAAGUGGGCCUCGAUCAUUUAAUAACAAUUUUGGUGGUGAAGGAAAUUUUGGAAGAGGAGGGGAUUACUAGCUAUCCUUAACUUUAAUCUUGUAGCAUGCAGUUCAUUUUUUUAUUAAGGAUGCAUUAUUGUUUUAAUGGGUUGAAAUAUUUGAACUAAUGGAAUUAUUAUGUGGUUUGCUACAA